Molecule: messenger RNA, 857 nt
Organism: Pseudogymnoascus destructans
Lineage: Eukaryota; Fungi; Ascomycota; Leotiomycetes; Thelebolales; Thelebolaceae
Exons: 4
Coding region: 109-345 (78 amino acids)
Biological process (GO): mitochondrial electron transport, cytochrome c to oxygen
Source: RefSeq, a predicted model, not a curated record
AUUUCCAGGACGGAGCUAAAAUACUUGAAGCUACAGUCAACUUCGGCUCAUCCAACGACUUCAUCACCAAAAGAAACACAAUUCGCCCCACGCAACACAACUGCAAAGAUGUUCGCCCGCACUGCUACCCGCGUCUCCCCGAUAGCCCAGAUGGCUGCCCGCCGUGGCUUCCACUCUACCCGCUCGCAGAUGGCCUCGCCAUACCAUUACCCUGAGGGCCCGAGGAACAACUUGCCAUUUAACCCGUUGACCAAGUUCUUCGCUCUGAGAUACUGGGGUUUCAUGGCUCUCGGAUUCAGUGCGCCAUUCGGAAUUGCUGUCUGGCAAACAAAGAAGAACCAAUAAACGCGUACUGGGUGAUGGAACGAUCUAUAGAAAGGGACGGGUUGGAUGGGAUGAAGGCAGACUGUUUGGAACCACUAUGUACACAAUAAGACGAAAAUAGCACUUUCAUCGUCCUUCUUGAAAUGUUGGGUUGUUAUUGGGGGUGUUUUGUGCUUCAGAGGCAUUGUGUGCAACAUGUUCUGUAGAGCGACAAACAUUCGGCCUAACAAACAGCGGAUUGAAUUGGGUACAUGCUUCAAAACAACAGCCCGAAGAAGACAGUGGCGGUAAGUUGAUAAUUGAAACCCGAGCGAUACUCUGGUGUUGUGGCCUCAUUAUGUGGACGUGAACUAUCUCCACGGAGAAGCUGAGGUGUUUCAAUCUCGGAUUCUACGAGGCCUUCGUUGACAAAAAGUUCACAUACUGACUGGCGGGCUAGUUACGUAGCCGAACAACACAAUCAAUCAAAUCGUAUCCCAUUUUCAUUUCGCCGAUGACCACAUCUAUCAUAUACCCAAGAUUUCCCAUUUUAG